CGUAACCCCCAUCGCGACCAAAAUACAGGCGGCCGUGGAGGGGAGGACCGCAACAACCGCAGAUUUCGCUCGCCCAGCGGGUUGGCUGUGUUCGAGCUGUGCCACCCUGCUACACGAGCCCCUUUUAAAUCGACUCCCGGAUGCUGCGGGAGCUUAGACCCGGUCAUGUCCACAGCUCCAGCCACGGCGAAAGUCUUCGCUGUCAUCGUCUUGGGCAUGUGGCUGGUGUGCGCGAUGCCAGAGAGCCGCGUGGAGGAGCCCAUGGACUGCUGUGAAGCGUGGGAUCAUGGGAGCCGAGGGUGCCUCCUCUGUGCUGCAGGCUGCUACAGCCAGGGCACCCACGCUGGCGACGCGGUGAGCUGUGCGCCCUGUGAACCGGGCUCCUUCACAAGCUUCCCCAACCUGCUCCUGCACUGCCUGCCCUGCGCACACUGCCAUGCUGAGCGCGGCCUGGUGCUCGCACAGAACUGCACGCGCCGCGUGGACACGGUAUGCACGUGCGAACCCCGCUCCUAUUGCGCCGUCUUCACCGGUCACCACUGUGAGCUGUGCCUCAAGAACUGGACCUGCACGCGCGGCCAGGAGAUCAAGCAAGGCAGCCCCCAGACGGAGGCAGUGACCCGGAUUCUAAUCGGGAUCUCCGUGUUCGCUCUCUGUGUCCUCUGCAUCACCGGAUUCUUUACGUGCAAGUCGUGCUUACGGGGACUACGCCGUGGAGGCCAUUAACAAGUGGACGUCCGUUGGACAAAUCCGCUUGUGUUCGCCAUAACUGUGUUUCAAGACUCCGAAUGAAUUGGCGAGAGACUGGCAAGGAAACGUCAAUGCUAAGAACCUCUUAAUCUGUCACAAUUUUGGCGAGACUUGGUUGAACGCUCCAUACGAUUCGGUGGAAUUUCCCAAACUCAGCGGAGUAAUGCCAAGGCAGGUCAUAGUAAUUAACAAGUUGUAAAACCUAAAACAACAUCGCAGGGAAUCCAUUUCAGGACUGUAUCAUGUUGACCAUUGUGAUUAGUUGACUCAGAUUUGAAGUUUUUAGUGUUUUUGUUGAAGUCACAGUUAACGCCUCUGCAAUACUGUGUGGUGUGACUUACCAAUGCUUAACUGCCCACCUCACUUUUAAUCUUAGCUUCAAGGUCCCGAUGAGCAGAUGACCAAGAUAAAAUAAUUGUCGCCUUCAUUUCUCGGCAGUCUUUAUCUUCAUGAGCAUCAUUAAUCAGUCUGUGAGAUUGGCAUGGGUCUGCGGUGCCGGGAAUAGAAAACAGCUGCUCUGUGCUUGUGACGGUUGGGAGGAGAACGUUUUAUUGGACCCCAGACAGCGAGAACGUUCACUUUGGGAAAUGCGUGCACUGUGGCAUCGUUAGCACCGGAACUUUACCAGUGCAGCCUGAGUUUGCUCCAGGUUGACGGGUGAAAUCUCUCAAGAUGAAGUUAAACGGACAGUUGGAGACCCAUCAUCUCGGGCGCAAGAUCACCAGUACCAAGUGGACGUGAACAGCUAAUGCUUUGAAAUAUUUUGCAACGUAAGAUUAUAUUUAUAUAUAAAUCAUGUGGUGUAUUGCGCUGCACCACGUCUGUCACUACACCAGCUUAGAGCGCGGCUUAUUGGACGCGAGAGGAGGGAGGCGGAACUGACACAAGGACAACAACUGCAUAUCGCCGCUGGGGAUUCUGAGCAAGUUGUGAAGAGUCCACAUGCCUUGCUGAGAGAGCAGAGAGAAAUAAAUUAUAAGCGACGAGAGGCAGGCGAAUCACCGGGAGGAAUCCUGGUGAGUUGAUUGUAGCCAAUCGGGUAGCCCCUGCUGGUCCGAUGCUGCGUUGGACUCUCCCUGUGAGUGCAGCCAUAAUAGGGAAUGCCAAGUGGGUUCGGAACUUGGACUCUAUCCGUUUUCUCUCCUGCUCAUUUCAACAUUUUUUUUACCAUCCCUGAGACUGGCUGUGCAAUGGGAUAUAAGGAGGCAUCUAUUGUCGAUGACAAUAAAUUAUUUUACUCUUUUAAUUGUGAGAAUCGCAUUUUUUACUCAUUGAGCAAAUUAUAUUCCCAGUAUAAUAUACGAACACUGCAUUUAGUUUCACAGUCAGUGUAAUCUUAUCGGUUAUUGAAUAACAUCGAGACACAGAAUGGUGACAACAGAAUCUCGGUCGUGUUCGGGGGUGCGGAUUAUUAAAUUGCCCAGACCUUGGAAGUCCACACAAAUACAAGCCUAAGUUACUCCCUUGCGUGACGCUUGUAGUGCUGGUGGACUGGUGCUUUGCAGUACACUGGAGCCAUAUUUGGGGAGGUUCUCUGGUGUCGUGUGUGGAACCAAUUAGUAAUGGAUGAAAUGGUGCAUCAUUAUAGCCCUAGACGUGCCCUACCCAGGUGCACGUUGGAGUGCAAAAUUCAACAAUGUAAGUUAUAAAGAGUGACGAGGGUGUGAGAGCGAGUGGCCGCGAAUGGCCUGCGUGUCCUGAAAACUGCUGCACUACUGCCACUUCGAAUCGAGAUGUUUUUAGAGUAUUUGGCUGCUACGAUAAAUUUACGCGGGAUAAGCCACUGCGUUGAGCUAUAAUUUGUGGCCAAGUCAUUUCUGAAAAAUAGCUAUAUAGCCCAGUGGGCGUGACCUGGUAAAAUAACAAAAUAAAUUAGUUUUUUUUGUUGCACUAACGAUUGAACAGUGCCUACGAAAAACGGGAAUACCCAGAUAACACAGCGCUGGAGCGAAACGUCUCAUUUCGGUGAUAAAUUAAGUUAUUGGUGAGGAUGGGGUUUAUUGGUCAUAACUUGAUAAACAAAAUGCAUCAUUGCGUAUAAAUAGUAAUAGCUGGGUAAACGUGACAGUCUUGUCUUGAGGUGGAGGGUUAAUGACAAGACAAUUUUGCUUGGAACUGCGGUCUGCGUCAACCCGAAAAGCUACGUUUGGAGUGAAGGUUUAAUGAAAUUGUAGGGUUGCCGUGAUGUGGCGAUGGUACGUACGAUAUAAAACUAUGAUGGUUGUGUCAUCCAUUUUGAAAAAUAUCGUAUCGCGACGAUCGUUCAUUAAAUAGUUAUAAUAUUUAAUUUCCCAACAAAAUGUAAAAUAGAAAUAAUGAAUACAAUUAUAAAUAGCGGUUUCCCAAUAAAUCAGAAUUAUAAUGGUGGUUGUAUGACAAUUUAUUUUUGACGGUAUGUGCAUAAUAAGCAAUAUAGAUUUUCCAGUCUCAAUUAUCAGAAGACUUACGGCAGGCUUAUGUUAAGUGUGCUGCAGUUGAAUAACUUAAGAAAUUUGUGUUCAUAUUUAAUGUAUAUCAAAGCAAAAACAUGACGCGGUACUAAUCUUAAAUACAAUCGCAAAGUUAUGGUGAACUGACAUCGCAAAAAUCGCCGCAUUGCAAAGGUGUUUUUAUUAUGGCAUUGUAGCCAAUUAUAUCACGGCGACCCUAUCAAUUUACUUUUUUAAAGUUAUAAUGAAAAAGUGCAGGUUUACCGUCAUCCCCCGUCACACGCGUGGGUUUUCUCUGGGCUCCAACCAGAAAUACAGUUGUCAGAAUUGGCCAAUAAUCCCGAAAUAGGACUCAUGAUCAUGAGUAUUGAGAUCCACCAACGUGUUUGAGGGUAAACAUUAAUGACGAUGCCUGCUGUAUAUAUUUGGAGUUUGCAUGUUCUCCCCUUGAUAGUGUGGGGUUUUCUCCAGGUCCUCCGGAUUUUCCCUCCACAUUUAGAAUCAACAUGCAUUCAGCAUAUUUGGCUGCUAUAAAUUUCCACAAAAAUCCACUUCUGUGUACUAUCAUUUUUGAUCAAGUCGCUUCUAAAAAAGCUAUAUAGCUCAGUGGGCUUUACUUGGUAAAUAAAAAAAUAUAUAUUACCAUCAUAUAAUGUUUUCUGAUUACUGCACUGAUUAGCGCACAAUAUCAAGUUGACAAUGGAUCCCUGCAAUUAUUCACUCGUGCCACAGCUGGUGGAAUGGCUUCUACUAGAGUAAACUCAGGGGUAUAUGGCCUACUUAUCUACGCUGUUCAGGCAUCCUGGACUAGAGUACCCACACUUUUCCCCAUCACUGGUGGUACAGGGAGGCCACAUUUUUAAAGAUACGUUUUAUUCAAGAUAUAAUUAAUGAACAAGGUUUUAGUUCAUAUUUCAGAAUUUACUGAGAGGUAAGCAAUGUUUGAGGACAUGUUUUAUUUUCAUGAAAAUGUCGCUCAAUGUGCAAUAAUGCACUUUGAAAACUUUCAUUGAAAUUUGGUACAUGAAAUCGCGUUGGAAGUUGAGCAAUAAAUAUUAACUUUGACUAGAAUAUACAGCUUGUACAAAGAGUGACCGAUUCUGCAGAAUAUGAAUUUUGCCAGCAGCUGGAAAGACAGUUUUUUGUUGUUGCUCUGCUGUUUACUUUGCUCAAAAGCAAAGUUAUUGACUUAUGAAAGAGGUUGACUUGUGAAAGAAGUAUGUACAUUAUGUAUGUAUGUUAAACCUCUUUCGCACCGUACGUAACCAACAGUGUUAAUCGGAUGUGAAUGAACGCAAUCUGGGUGGGAUUUGAUCAAACAUCCAAUUGAAACUUCCUUGGCCGAUUUCCAAAUCACCAGGAAUGCGCUCCAUCACAUCGAAUCGUAGAAGCUCAGUGAAGUUGAGCCUGGAUCGUGCUUGGAUGGGUGCCUAACAUGCUGUAGGUUGCUGCUGCUGCUGCUGCAAGGGAUACCAUCAGCAGAGAGCAGUUAAGCAAAACUCAUUAUUGUACUGCAUUUUGCUCCAAUGUUCUAUGCUCCCUGCCUUCAACUUACACUCAUCAGCAGUGGUUUGAAAAAAGGCUAAAUAAUGAUAGAAUGCUGCUGUGUGGCUCUGUGGUGAUCAGCAGAGGGCAGUGCAGCAAAUGCAUUGUUCCAUACUUUAUUGCUUGCUGCCUUGACCAACCUGCACAUACAAACAUGCUGAAGUAUGGUCCAAUAACGCUUAUGAGCGACAUGGCAUGAGGAGGCCUUCAACAGUGGAGUGACAGAUCGCUAUACAUUCAUCAUAGUGUCGUAAUUUGAUUCUUCGAUGCAGACCUAGUCUGGGUUAAAUACGAUGGAAGUGACAUUGCGUGCCAUUCCCCUAUGUCAUUCUAAUUGAGAGAGAGCAUCAUUUGCCCACACGUGUCUCUCCAGCCAGUAAAAUGAGGUGAGGCAGCAUUACAAAAUGAAUACCAAUUUAUCCUGCUGGGUAAGCAGAUGCAGAGGAAGAGUUAAAAAAAAAACUUGCCACUUGUUCCACCAUGCCGCGCCAGGAAAUGGAAUCAAACCGGUGACCUGAGGGUUGCGAGUGCAGCGUGCUGACUUAAACCUCUGUGGCAGCUGUAUUCUUGGAUAGAGAGAUGAGCGUCGCAUGUUUAUUGCUCGAGGCAUACGCGUGCGGACGACCUGUUUUUACCGUGUUUAUAAUCAUUUGCCGGUAAUGCUUCCAGUGGCUUCCUUAUUAUUCGGAAGCCACUUGAGCUAUGCACUUUUAAAUCUAAAUUGCAAAGCGUGUUUCUUUAUAACUGCUUUUUGUGUUUAGUUUGUUUUCUUCCCCCGCACCUCUUGAUUAACACGGUUGGCUACGUACCGGUGCAAAAUAAGUUGAGUGCAUAAAAUGCAGAAAAUGUUUCGAACCACCGUACUCAAGAUGAAUAAGUGGUACAAGGCAGAAAAAAUAUAUAUACGGGACACACGAGACUUUAGACAACAACACGGCCGCACAAAUAAGACGAGUAGAGAGUAAUGUUGUUUAACGUGUGAGCAAAUAAGGGCGUGUCUGUGUGCCCUCACUAAUUACACAAGCUUUUGUCUUGUCUGUGUACACAGCAUGUUUGACAAUUUGACGGACGGAUUAGCAUUGUGCGAAGGGAUCACCACAACUGAACUCAAUAGGUGUAUUGCAGGGCCCGGUUACUGAGCCAGAGUCAUUGUGAGGUGCUGCUGAGCUGGGCCCUGCACCAUCAAAUGUCCCCCGGCCCACGCAAGCUCGCUCUCUAUCGGCGGGUUGUCCCUCUUACGGUGCACCCCCCCCCCCCCAUUACCAAGGCAACGAGCAGAGAGAAGACGUAAAUCUAGUGGCUAUAAUUCCAGACUUUGGAGGUCAGGUGCCAAGUUGACAACAGCUGUGGGGUCGAAGAGCCGGGUGGUGGUGGCUGUGCUGCAAUUGGCCUGUAACUGAACACUGGAGGCAGCAGCAAGGGUUGGUGGAUGACCACACAAAAUAAAAAAACUGUUGCGUGUGGAACGGUGAAUGGAGGUUGUGGGUUCGAUCCCGACAUCACGUUUCUUUUCGGUUAAGAAAGUACUACUACCAAUACUAAAUAUCUAAAUAGCUGCGGAAGCGUUACACUAGCAUAUAGAGUAGCAAAUCCACGUAUAACAAGAAUAGCCUUUCACAACAGAUUUGUUUUCAAAAGAAACAAUAGGCCUAUCCUUUUGAAAUAUAUUUUUUUAGAUGUUCACAGCAUGGCUCCGACAAAUGCUUUCAAAAGAAACGCUGGUCUCGAACAUUGAACUUUGACAUGCCUAUGCUUGUUUUGAUUCAUAAACAGAACUACAGUGAGGGAAAAAAGUAUUUGAUCCCCUGCUGAUUUUGUACGUUUGCCCACUGACAAAGAAAUGAUCAGUCUAUAAUUUUAAUGGUAGGUUUAUUUGAACAGUGAGAGACAGAAUAACAACAAAAUCCAGAAAAACGCAUGCCAAAAAUGUUAUAAAUUGAUUUGCAUUUUAAUGAGGGAAUUAAGUAUUUGACCCCUCUGCAAAACAUGACUUAGUACUUGGUGGAAAAAUCCUUUUUGGCAAUUACAGGCCACUCCAGGACCUUAAUGUGCUUCUUCUUGAGCCACUCCUUUGUUGCCUUGGCCGUGUGUUUUGGGUCAUUGUCAUGCUGGAAUACCCAUCCACGACCCAUUUUCAAUGCCCUGGCUGAGGGAAGGAGGUUCUCACCCAAGAUUUGAUGGUACAUGGCCCCGUCCAUCGUCCCUUUGAUGUGGUGAAGUUGUCCUGUCCCCUUAGCAGAAAAACACACCCAAAGCAUAAUGUUUCCACCUCCAUGUUUGACGGUGGGGAUGGUGUUCUUGGGGUCAUAGGCAGCAUUCCUCCUUCUCCAAACACGGCGAGUUGAGUUGAUGCCAAAGAGCUCCAUUUUGGUCUCAUCUGACCAUAACACUUUCACCCAGUUGUCCUCUGAAUCAUUCAGAUGUUCAUUGGCAAACUUCAGACGGGCAUGUAUAUGUGCUUUCUUGAGCAGGGGGACCUUCGCGGCGUAGUGUUACCAACUGUUUUCUUGGUGACUAUGGUCCCAGCUGCCUUGACAUCAUUGACAAGAUCCUCCCCUGUAGUUCUGGGCUGAUUCCUCACCAUUCUCAUGAUCAUUGCAACUCCACGAGGUGAGAUCUUGCAUGGAGCCCCAGGCCGUGGGAGAUUGACAGUUCUUUUGUGUUUCUUCCAUUUGCGAAUAAUCGCACCAACUGUUGUCACCUUCUCACUAAGCUGCUUGGCGAUGGUCUUGUAGCCCAUUCCAGCCGUGUGUAGGUCUACAAUCUUGUCCUGUACAUCCUUGGAGAGCUCUUUGGUCUUGGCCAUGGUGGAGAGUUUGGAAUCUGAUUGACUGAUUGCUUCUGUGAACAGGUGUCUUUUAUACAGGUAACAAGCUGAGAUUAGGAUCACUCCCUUUAAGAGUGUGCUCCUAAUCUCAGCUCAUUACC
Molecule: messenger RNA, 7652 nt
Organism: Lethenteron reissneri (Far Eastern brook lamprey)
Lineage: Eukaryota; Metazoa; Chordata; Hyperoartia; Petromyzontiformes; Petromyzontidae
Product: tumor necrosis factor receptor superfamily member 14-like
Biological process (GO): immune response; defense response to Gram-positive bacterium; positive regulation of T cell migration
Cellular component (GO): external side of plasma membrane; membrane
Molecular function (GO): protein binding; transmembrane signaling receptor activity
Source: RefSeq, a predicted model, not a curated record